This is a messenger RNA of Neoarthrinium moseri, 2673 nucleotides long. RefSeq lists its product as uncharacterized. The transcript has 2 exons. The record is from RefSeq and is a predicted model, not a curated record. The coding region runs from base 1 to 2673 and encodes 890 amino acids. NCBI's taxonomy places the organism in Eukaryota, Fungi, Ascomycota, Sordariomycetes, Amphisphaeriales, Apiosporaceae.
AUGUCGACAUCCGAGGAGUUAUUCCUUCAAUACGAAGGCCAAGUCGUGCCGCGUUCUUUCAAUGGCGGAUUUGUCACUCUGAGUUAUCUCGUUUCAUUCAUCGGUGCCGCCUCAACACUUGAAUUGAUCAACAGAAGAACGUCCCGCAAUGGAUUAUUCAACCACCUCAUUCUCCUCAGUGCAGCUAUCACGAUGGGGGGCAUCGCCAUCUGGUGCAUGCAUUUCAUAGGCAACCGCGCCAUUGAUCUUGGUGGUGGCCAGAGCGAGCUCCAAAUCGUAUACUCCGGUGGAUUCACGGCACUCUCCUUCUUCAUUCCGAUAAUGGUGCUCCUCGCUGCGUUUCUGGCCGUCGGUACUAACAACAGAGUUUCCUGGUGGCGAAUUGUUGUCGGAGGCUCGCUUGCUGGCGUUGCCAUAUGUGGCAUGCAUUACUUAGGUAAUGCGUCCAUAUACAACUAUACAUGCGUGUACAACACCGUCAACGUCGCCGGCUCUGCUCUGAUCGCUGUGGCCGCCAGCAUUGUGUCACUGGCGCUCUUCUUCGUCUUCAGAGCAUCUUGGACUAACUCCUGGUGGAAGCGCGGCGGGUGUGCCAUUGUCCUGGCAGGUGCAGUCUCUGGAAUGCAUUGGUGUGCCUCGACAGGCACCCAAUAUCGCCUGGUGCGGCUCAACGCGGAUACUGAUCACCUUUCUCGUAACACCACUGUCAUAGUCGUUAUCUGUUUGUCCGUGGGAGCUGCUUUGAUCAUGGCCGGUACCGCAGUGUAUUCAACUCAUGUGAGGAGACGAUACGCCAUCAAAGCACAACAAGUGGUCCUGGCAGCAGCGGUUUUCGACCGGACAGGACGCAUUCUUGUCAACCCCGAUGGGUUGCUGCCCAGUGAGAAAAUCACCGACACCUAUAUCGAGAAGACAUCCGACGAUCAGUUCAGUAUAUCGCAUCCGUUGUUCCACUGGAUGUUCCAAGCCUCCCGGAACUGGCGGGGCCUCGAGAGCGUAAUCGAUAACAUGACCACCCACCUGGCUCUUCUACGGCAGAGUGGCGGUAACACAGGGGUUCGGUUGAUUGACGACGAUGGGCAGCAUAUUGCAAACUACGAUGUGAUUCUCCGUGAGCUCUUCUGCCUUGCUGCUUCCAAUCUGGCGAGUAAGACGAAGGAGCACAUCGCCAACGUCGGAACCCUGUGGGAUGAGAUCCUCCCUACCGGAGUGAAUCGCUCGAGACGCCAGCGACGCCAGGAUGACAGCGAUGGUGACAUACUCGCGGAGAAGGGAGAUGGAUGGAGGGCCAAACAUGAGUACGGUCGCGGUUCUCUCAUGUUCCUUGUACGGCGUCUCGAAAAUGCGAGGGACGUCGAGAAACUCGAAGCUGCUGGCUUCAGAUUCGCUGAGGUUAACCAGGUCGCCGGGAUCAUUGGCAGCAGCAUGCAGAUCAAGACCCGAAAUCUCAGCAGCAAACUCAACAACAUGGCGGUAUAUGCCGAAGGCACAAUGAUGGAGCCAGGAGUCCACGUAGGCUUCUUCGGCUUGAGGGCUCGGGUUGGCGGUUUCGGCUUCGAUGUUCUCGUCAGGAGAGGCGCCCGAAACCUGCUGCCCUCGAUGCCCAUGGCACAGGAGCAUGUCGAGUCGUGGCAGCUGGAUUUCCUACAGCAACUUGACCGGCUCACCAUCCCUUCACUCUGCCAGAAGCUCGACAAUAUGAAGAAAUCGUCUCCACGGGAAAUGCUAUUCGCAUCCCAGCUAUACGACACGGUCGAAGCUCUCCGUGCCUGGGUCGACGAUCCAAUCUUUGAUGAAGCAGCGAUCACGGCCAAGGUAGUUCAGAUACCUUGCCGGGCUCGAGAGAACUCGUCCUCACCCAGCACUUGUACUUUGAUUACCUUGAAGAUGGUUAUCCCGAUCCAUGUUAACAUUCAAAGCCCCAGGUGUGAGUUUGUGCCACUUUCCCUCUUCAAGGUACAUCAGCUGGUCUACAAGGACUCGCCGCACCAUGCCGAUUUCUCACGGUCGGUCCAUCGCGAGAUCAAACCUAUUGUCAAUGACAUACCCCUUCCCGCACCAAGUCCAGCGCAUAAGAGGCCGAAGCGCACGUCCUUCCACAUCGGUUUCCGGGGGUUUAGACGUCCGAGGGCAGUCGCCUAUCCCGUAGAUGCGGACGGCAACCCAAUACCUACAGAAUUCGGGCGGAAGCUGGGCCACGGGUCCACCCAUUCAAGUUCUACGCUCAAGCUCUGGAACGGGCCCAGCAACGAGGUGCCGUGCAGCGACGGGAUGUCGGACAGGUUUGCGCCGCGACGCGAGGAAAGCCAGCCACCAUCCUCAUUUGGAGGCAUCAUGGUCUCGCAAGAAAUCAAAGUCGACGUGCGACAAGCAACCGAGGUCGGCACCGCAGGCGGUCGAUUCCCGAUGCGCCAGCAAGUCGAGCCGGGCCCAAAGUCCAAUCAAAUUGACGGAAAACCGGUAGCAGCCGACCGAGUGACGGUCGUGAGCGCCGGACACAAACGUGCAAAUAUGUCAAAGUCGGGAAUUGAGAUGAAGGCCAUAUCAGACGGUCGGGGGGACAUACAUAGCGGGCCCACUACAGCAAGGUCUGCUGUUGUCGAAAGUGGGCGAGCUGGCGAAGCGAGUACGUUCGUGGAUGAAUUGUUCAGCAUCUGCAUGGACGGCAGAUGA